This is a messenger RNA of Numida meleagris (helmeted guineafowl), 3333 nucleotides long. RefSeq names its product secretagogin, EF-hand calcium binding protein (gene SCGN). Gene Ontology annotation, biological process: regulation of long-term synaptic potentiation; regulation of presynaptic cytosolic calcium ion concentration. Gene Ontology annotation, cellular component: nucleus; cytosol; terminal bouton. Bases 67 to 888 code for a protein of 273 amino acids. The transcript has 11 exons. The record is from RefSeq and is a predicted model, not a curated record. Gene Ontology annotation, molecular function: calcium ion binding. NCBI's taxonomy places the organism in Eukaryota, Metazoa, Chordata, Aves, Galliformes, Numididae.
UGCGUGCGCGGGGACUGCGCGGCUUUUGCGCGGGGCAACGCGGGCCGUGCCGCCGGCGGCAGCACCAUGGAGAGCGGCGAGGCGCGGCGCCCGGACGCGGCCGCCUUCCUGGGAGCCUGGCGCCGCUUCGACGCCGACGACAACGGCUACAUCGAAGGGAAGGAGCUUGACAACUUUUUCCAUCACCUCCUGGAGAAACUGAGGCCAGACGACACCAUCACAGAAGAAGAAGUUCAGAGGAUGAAGGAGCAGUUCAUGUCUGCUUAUGAUGUUGCCGCAGAUGGCCGCUUGCAAAUCCAGGAGCUUGCAAAUAUGAUCUUGCCAGAUGAUGAAAACUUCCUGCUGCUUUUCCGACGGGAGACUCCCCUGGACAACAGUGUGGAGUUCAUGCGGAUCUGGCGCAGUUAUGAUGCUGAUAGCAGUGGAUUUAUUUCAGCUGGAGAGCUCAAAGAUUUCCUGCGAGAUCUCUUCUUGCAGCAUAACAAGGUGGUUGCUGAAGCAAAGCUGGAAGAGUAUACUGAUACAAUGAUGAAAAUCUUUGACAAAAACAAGGAUGGACGUCUGGACCUGAAUGACCUUGCAAGGAUUCUGGCCCUCCAGGAAAAUUUCCUUCUUCAAUUUAAAAUGGAUGCUUGCAGCACAGAGGAAAGGAGGAGAGAUUUUGAGAAAAUCUUUGCACACUACGAUGUUAGUAAAACGGGAGCACUUGAAGGCCCAGAAGUGGAUGGGUUUGUCAAAGACAUGAUGGAACUGGUCAAGCCCAGCAUCAGUGGGGUGGACCUGGACAAAUUCCGUCAGAUUCUGCUCAACCACUGCGAUGUGAACAGGGAUGGGAAAAUUCAAAAAUCAGAACUGGCCUUGUGUCUUGGGCUCAAAAUGAACCCAUAGCUGUGGUGGUGCUUGUGGCUGUGUUUCCCUAGUGAGGUUGCCUGCUGCUCCUGGUAGUGUGCCUGUGCUAUGUGAGCAAGUGGGUGGUGGACAGGGGGGCAUUUGUAUGAAGGGGCAGACAGUCUUAUCAGUGUAUGUAAAUACCUUGGAGAUCUCCAGAAGCCACCUGGCCAUGGACCUGGGCACCUUACUCAGGGUGACCCUGCUGGAGCAGGAGUUGGACCAAAUGCCCACAGAGGUCUCUGCCCACCUCAGUCGUUCUGUGAUUCUGUGACUGUGUGAUUCAGUGACAAGUGUUGAUGGGUGGUGUUCAAUAGGUGCCACUGCUUGUGGGUCCCCUCAGCACUGUCUCUGCCCACAAGCACACUAUUUGCUCAGAAAAAGGGCUGCUUGCCUACUCCUACCCCCGUGAAACAGUGAAACAGUGCCCUGCCCAUCUGCUAGAGCAGACACAAGCAUCUCCCUGUGUUGAUGCUCGUGGGCUGCUGCUGCUCAGUGAUUCUGAUGAUUGCCUUCUGUGUGAAGCCAUUACUUUGGUGAGUAUUGAGCUUUGUUUGUGCAGUUGAAAUAUUGGAUGGGUGUAUUUGUGCAGAAAUAAAAAAAAAUGGCAGUUACAGCAAAUCUGUAGGAUUGGAGUUUAUGUGUUACUCGUGGAAAGCCAUCUGCUGCAGACAGACAGACCAUAUAUGGUAGCCAUUUCAUAUAAAAACCAUCAAAUAGCAAGAGGCUUUAUGAUGCCUAUCAGCUGUGGUUUUUAAUUCUGUCAGCAAAUGAAACAUAGUAAAUUCUUUCCAUGGGGAAACCACACAUAACAUAAAUUAAUAUUGCCUGGAGGGUGAAGCCACAGAGAAACGUCACUUCUGGAGGAAGCCCUUCUUUUAAUCCAAACCGAAGUCAUAAACUAAGUUUCCAUAAAUUGAAAACUUGAAAGGACAGAAACCUAAUGAAAGAAAAGCUCACAAGCACAUGUGUAUUUUUUAAAAUCCAUAGGAGUUAGCAAAAUGAUGCAGGUUUUAUUGAACUUAAAGCCUCCCAUUACUCCCAGGCCAUUAAUGUCUUGAAGCUCAACGGCAUCACCAUCAUUUGUGCUAAUUACCUCCAUGUUCCAAAGUAUUUUACUGCACUUUCAGUAAGUGCCACACCUCCACUAUCAUGCCCAAGUAAUCCUUUCUUCAUUUCCAAAGAGGGAUUCUGAGGAACGUUUGUCAGCAAAGCUUCCACAUUUCAGCAUUUAUGUCUUCUGCAGGGGAGAGUCCCAUACUUGAUGCUACAAGUUUCUUUCCAGUUGUUCUCCGCACACAACAGUGUAAUGAAGCACUACUUCUAUAGUCUGCUUUAUAAAAACUAGUCAGAAAUUGCCUUCAGAGAACACAUAUAGAGAUGCUGAUUCAAUACAGCAGUAUAGAACAUUCACAACUUUUGGGCGAUGCUCAUUUUCCACUUACACCGAUGAUAAGUUCAUAGGCAAAGUGCUAAGUGCAUUUAAACACAGCACUGAACUAGGGCUUUAAGCUCCUAACCAGUUUUUUAUCUCAGCAACUCAAAUCACAGCUGCAAUAACAGCAGUUCUCAGUGGUUCAGAAAAACCUUGAGCAAGAGCUCCACAAGCCAUCAGGGAUGCACCUUUACUCCCUGAGUCUUGUAUUCCUCUGAGGAAAGAGCUGUGUUUAGAAGCACACAACAACAGAGAGGAAGCUAAAAGGAAAAAAUCCCAUGCACCACUGCUUAUCAGAUGUGUGUUAGCAGCAUCCUCAACAACUUGCUACGAAUUUGGUGGGUCACAUUACCAAACAUCCUUCUGUCCCACCUCAAAAGGGAUGCGACUUACCAGGUUAAACAACUAUGCCUUUAAGUAUGUUCUUCAUUUUCUCUCUCCUCUCCUCCCUUAUAUUGAUCUCAUCGUUAUUUCCAUUUUCUUGAACAACAGUUCGUAUUAAUUUAGACAGUGGAGCAAUUUCUGCACUAUCCCCUACAGUAUACCUCUGCUUGUAUGAUCCUUAUGUUAUCUACAUUUUUCAGUUAUAAAGGGUCCACUUUGCUUCACAUCUGUUUAAUCCCAUUUAUAUCAGUAGAACUAUUUCUCUCUUAUUAAAAUAUAAGUUGUAGAGUAUCCUGCCCUGCCUCAUCAAAAAUGUUGCAAAUUUUAAUCUAAGAAGAAAAGAGUCUCUAAAAGACUGUCUACAAGCACUGAAUGUUCAUGUAUACAACUCUGAAUGCUGAUGAAGACUAGUGUCACAACAGCUGUCACAACAGGAAAUGAAAAGCAUUUAAUCAGCUCAUCCACACAAAUCAGUGGGUUAUGACCAGUGAACUGUGUAUGGAGCUGAAUAUUGGCUUCAGUGCCUUGGAAAUGAUAGUGGCAACAUUGAAAUAUCGCAAAGUCUGCACCGGGCAUGUCCCAUGAAUGUUCACACAGGAAUAUUGCUGACAAAAAUGCAUAGCUAU